AUGCAUGUGAAAACUGAAGCGGUGGAUGAAAAUUCAUCUGCGCUGGUUUUGGGCAGCCAGGAGCCGCCUGCAUGCAGAGGAGGAGGAGGGGGAGGAGGAGGAGGAGGAGGAGGGGAUCAGACUGCAGGGGAGCUGCCUGACACACAGCUGCAAGCAGCCACGACAACUACUCCUGUGCUGCUGUAUCCUGUGAGUACCGACCGGUUCUUCACCACAUCAGGGGACGGAAAAACUUACCUGAAGAUAGCUCCAGCUUCAGUGAUGCCCCCUGCUCCUUCAGAGAAGACGCUUCCCGCCGGCUCAGAUUUCUCCUCCAAAGCCGUUUUGUGUCUGAUCGAGGCCGUCGGGCGCCGCUGGGGCCUGUACGAGACCCGGGAACGCUCGCAGCUCUUUCAGAGCGUCCAGGAGGAGAUGGCCUCAAAGGGCCACGUGCUUCCUGUCGAAAAGAUCCGCCGCAAAUGGAAUAACCUCAUUGUCACUUACAAGAGGGUUAAAGACCGCAGCCGGGAGACGGGACACGCGAAAACCUCCUGGGAGUUCUUUGAUCUGAUGGAUGCCACGCUGUGCGACACCGUCGGCACUCAGAUCAUCAACAACAAAAGAAACAAAGGUGGCAGCACCGUUUCCGCGCUGCCUUGUCCUUUGGCUAAAAUUGCAGCGAAACCACAGCUUCCGCAGCCCCCCACCAUCAUCCGCCCCAACGGUGACUUUACUGUGACUGGUGGUUUGGAGUCGGUAGGUCAGGGAGCCGCCACCAGUCAAAUCAUCAGUAGCACUCCUACCAUGACCUCAGUGACUACAGCGACCGUUAGCCCAACAAAUACCCCAGAGGUCAAGCCCCUGAUCGUCCUCAACGGUGACAUUGUUACCACCGGUAUUCAUCCAGCCACCAUUGUGCCAUCUCCGUCUUUUAUCUCGUCACCUUGUUUUACAGAAACAGCCUCCACGUCUCCUUCCCUCGGCGCCACCAGUAACACAGACCUCAACACAUCACGCUACGGAAGCCGCAAAGCUCCUUCCUUCUCAUCAGGUGUCAUCCCUUUUCGUCUUAGUGCGGCGCCAGUUAGCAACAGUCAGAAAAUCCUCGGCCUCUCCUCCUCUUUCUCCCCGACGUCCUCCUGUCUCACUUCUUCCGCUGCCACCUCGUUAUCAGCAAAGACAAUUUCAGGAACCGAAGGCCCGAACCAGAAAGGAAGCGAGGAGCAGAGCAGCGCUGUUUUGCUCCAGGAGAUUCUGAAGCGACAGGAGGAGCAGGCCUACCUGGAUCGAGUCGCUCGCCGCAGGGUGGAAGCCAGAGAGAAGAGGCGCGAGAGGAGGGAGGUGCGGAUGGCAGAGUCCCUCGGCAGGAUAGCCACAGCCCUGGAGCUGCUCUCCUCCAAACAGGACACAGUCAUUGCCCUCCUGCAGAGACUGGCUGAUCGGAAGUGAUGUCAGGUGAAAGGCUGGAAGACAGCGGCUCUUUAACCUUUUUCCCAUCCUGAGAUCAUGAUUAUGAAAAUGGUCUGAUACUCAAACAAUCAUAAUGGAAAUACAAUCAUACGAACUGCUCACUUUUCUGAGUGAAGGAUAAGUGAAAUGGUGUGUUAUUGUCAACACGCUUUACAUUUAAGUGCAUUAGAGUUGCUGCACUCACAUCCAAUAAAAACAUUCUCCUCAAAUGCUCAGUUAAUAUGAUUUUGUCUGGGUGAGCUACACUGGAAAGAUUUUUAUUGUUAGAAACAAAGUAA
Messenger RNA from Seriola dumerili (greater amberjack), 1727 nucleotides. RefSeq lists its product as uncharacterized. The coding region runs from base 1 to 1428 and encodes 475 amino acids. The record is from RefSeq and is a predicted model, not a curated record. Lineage: Eukaryota; Metazoa; Chordata; Actinopteri; Carangiformes; Carangidae. The transcript is spliced from 4 exons.